GAGAUGCAGCUCCUCGUCGGGCUCAAUGCCGCUCAGCGGGCUGCGGUGACCUCGCCGGCAUCUGUCCUCCAAGUGCUGGCCCCUCCAGGGUCCGGGAAAACAAAGACAUUGACGUGUCGAGUCGCCUACCUCGUUGCGCAUUAUGGUCAUAACCCGCAAAAUGUCAUCUGUUGCACCUUCACCAUCAAAGCCGCCAGGGAAAUGCGGGAAAGGCUGAGAGGCCUUGUCGGCUGUGAACUCGAGUCUAAGUUGGUUCUCGGGACCAUCCACUCCAUCUGUCGACGUUACCUAGUCGCAUACGGUCACCUCGUUGGGAUACCCAAGGGAUUUGGGAUUGCAGACACUUCAGACAGCAAUAGCAUAAUCAAGCGAAUCAUCAAGCGUCUCAAACUGUCGAUAGAACCAAAAACUGCGAGAGCCAGAAUUUCGAGCCACAAGGCAAAAGGGAAAACGUUGGAAGACCUUCCAAAGAAACCACCCAAAGAACUCAAGGACCAAGAGUUCAUAACCAUUUUCCACGAGUAUGAGGAGACAUUGGCAACUUCCAAACUACUAGACUACGACGACCUACUCUUGCGAUGUGUUGAUCUUCUGCGAGCAUACCCAGCUUGCGUGUCCAACAUCGAAGCGUUGUUGAUCGAUGAGUUUCAGGAUACCAACAUUGUGCAGUUCGAAUUGAUGAAAUUACUGGCAUCGGCAAACAGAAAAAUCACCAUUGUCGGUGAUCCGGACCAGAGCAUCUACGGAUUUCGAUCUGCAGAGAUCGAGAAUCUACGACGAAUGAAAGCCUUCUACCCCGAGACAGUGGUCAUCAAUCUGGAGGAAAACUACCGCUCUGCAUCGGCCGUGCUGAAACUUGCCCAGGCUGUCAUUGAACAAGACACCGACCGUCCGCAGAAGAAAAUGAAAGCGACACACUGCCAUGGAAGCCAGCCGGUGCUUCGGCGUCUGCCCAACCCGAAUGAGGAGGCCUUGUGGAUUGCUAGCGAGAUCAAGAGGACGAUGACCAUGACUGGAGGUCUAUUUCUGCACUCUGACUUUGCCAUUCUCCUUCGAUCGGCUUAUCUCUCAUUACUAAUUGAACGAGCGUUGGCAAACUCCGGCAUUCCUUACCGCAUGGUCGGUGGUCAACGUUUCUUUGACCGCGUGGAAAUCCGGAUCAUCAUCGACUACCUCCGCACUAUCAGCCAUCCUGACAACAAUCAGGCCUUUGUUGCCAUCAUAAACACACCACCACGCAAGAUUGGAGACACCUCGGUUGCCGAAAUGAUCAAGCUUGGGGAAGACCAUAAGCUUUCGCUCUGGGCUGUAGUGCAGAAGGUCCUCACGGGAGAUCUGAAGCCCGAAAAGAGGCUUUCGAAGCCUGCAGAACAGGAACUAGGCCGUCUGGUGGGUCUCAUUAGGACCGGCAGACAAAAGAUGAAUACGGUGCACCCUGCAGCUACGGUCCCCACGAAACUGAUCGAUUUCGUUGUCGAAUCUUUGGAUUUUGAGAAUUUUCUGAAGAAGAAAUACAAGGAUGACCACGAGGAUCGACUCGAGAACGUCAAAGAACUUAUUACUCAUGCCUCUGAGGUUCUGUUACAGAACGCCACUGAAGAACCUCUAGCGGCUGUAGAGGGCGUGGAACAGGAACUCUCCAAUGGUGGCCAGGAAGUCCUGGCUCAGUUUCUGGCGAACAUCGUCCUCUCGACCGAUGUUGAGAAUGCCGAGGAAGGCAAGGAUAAACCUCGCGUCACCAUCUCAACCAUUCACUCAGCCAAAGGUCUUGAGUGGCCCGUCGUAUUCAUUCCAGCUGUCUAUGAAGGCUCCAUUCCUCAUUCCCGGGCUGAGAACACUGAUGAAGAACGGCGACUGCUCUACGUCGCCAUGACACGAGCUCAGGCUCUUCUGACAAUGACUUUUCCUGUGAUGCAAUCCCGGGAUCAAGCCGAGUCCGUUCUUACUCAAUUUCUCCCGCUGAAAAUUCACCGUCAUCUCUCCCAAGUUGGUCCACUAUUCCAUGAUCGCGCAAUUCAAGAUAUAGCGAGCAUUCUUCGACGGCCUAUGCCAUCUCAGGAGGAUCUAGCAAAGAAUCUAGAAGGAAUCAAGGGCGAAGAAAGUCCUGCCGAUGACAUUUGGCCAGCCGAUGGCAGCCGCCGACCUACGCCGAUGCUUCCUGGCGUCACGCAAGGCAAUACAGAAUUCGGCAGGCCACUGGCAGAGGUCCUUGCUGCUCAAAAACAGCAAUCUCGGAGUUAUUCGACCUUUUCAAGACCAAAUAUCACGGCAAACUCUGCUGGCUCUGGAUUAAUCACCACCAUGACUAAUGUCGACGCCUUUUCUUCGUCAAACAUGUUGCUGGGCUUUACCACUGCCAGUCAUCAGCUCAAAAGCAGCGCCUCUAACCUCAGGAGAUCCUCGUCUGAUGUUCUCCCACCUCAGAAAAAGCCGAAACUAUCAAAGUCGCUUUCCGGACAGGGAAAUAUCGGGAGUUUCUUCUCAAGGCCCACUUCCCAAGCACCUCAAUUGCUGCAAUCGACUGUCCGACCGCACAUCCCCGGGCUAUAUAAACACGGAACUCCGGGUCAUGAAAGUGCGCUUUCUAACCAAAGCUGUGAAGAUCGAGGUAUAGCCACGCGUAGCAUCCCCGAGGAGUUGUCUUCGCAUGAAUUGAACUUCCGGAAUGGGAUGGUUCAAGGACGUCCUGCACCUUCGAAAGAACCAAGCACAAAUUCUAAGAAUCGGUAUGCUGGCUUGUACAGUUCAUCACCUCCCCCCAUUCCGCCGCAAGACCGGGAAUUGCAUGUUCCAGAGGAUGCUGCUGGUGGGAAUCAGACCCCGAGGGAUGCGAACGUUCCAAAGAAAGUGAUUGCAGGUGAUGCUUCAAUCACGUUCACGAAUUACACCCUCACCAAACCUGCGAGUACGAUGCACAAGACAACUAUGUCUUCGAUGGGAAAUAGCCGGUCGGCUUCGUCAAGUUUUGCUUCAGGAGUUGUUAGGAAGACACUUGGAGUUAGGCGUACUAUGAAUGGAUGGGAGAAUAGGAAGAACCGAUGAUUUCAUGUCCGCGGCCGAUUGCUGAGCUUGUGCCAAGUGGUUGUUGGCCUGAUACUUUGACUGUUUGCAUGACCAUCAACGACAUUACGAAGUUAUGACCGAGUGGAUCGAUUGGUUGAUGCGUUGAGGAUUUCUAAACACAUGGGGAUAUUCUUGACCUCCCGGUCCGUUGGCCAGCAUGUCGGGAUGCACUACGCCAUCCUAUACGCACGGAAGGUCAUCUUUGCCAAACAUGUGCAUCCACCGCAAUAUUAGAUCAGACUUGGAACACUGUACUACCACAUCAACUAUCCAUAGAUGCAA
This is a messenger RNA of Cladophialophora immunda, 3345 nucleotides long. RefSeq lists its product as uncharacterized. Gene Ontology annotation, molecular function: DNA binding; ATP binding; hydrolase activity. Bases 4 to 3042 code for a protein of 1012 amino acids. The record is from RefSeq and is a predicted model, not a curated record. Gene Ontology annotation, cellular component: nucleus. The transcript has a single exon. NCBI's taxonomy places the organism in Eukaryota, Fungi, Ascomycota, Eurotiomycetes, Chaetothyriales, Herpotrichiellaceae. Gene Ontology annotation, biological process: recombinational repair.